This is a messenger RNA of Pestalotiopsis fici W106-1, 3750 nucleotides long. RefSeq lists its product as uncharacterized. The record is from RefSeq and is a predicted model, not a curated record. Lineage: Eukaryota; Fungi; Ascomycota; Sordariomycetes; Amphisphaeriales; Sporocadaceae. Gene Ontology annotation, molecular function: guanyl-nucleotide exchange factor activity. Bases 1 to 3750 code for a protein of 1249 amino acids. Gene Ontology annotation, biological process: intracellular signal transduction. The transcript has 4 exons.
AUGGCUGAUUACCAUUACGACCAACGUCGCGGAUACGGCCACCCACAGAACAACCAACGAGAUGCCGCAUUCUCCAAUAUCUUCGGCGCUGCUCCGCCACCCGGUCGUUCGCAGACGAUGACCUCGUCCUCGGCAGAUAUGCACGCGGCACGUUCAAUGCCACAAGAUGGGCGAACGGCAACCAUGUCCUCUAGCAUGUCAGGCAUGUCCCAUGACAUGCGGAGGCAGCCUCCUCCACGACCUCAGCGAGGCUACGAUGAAUCAGCGUCAGGGCGGACGCGGACGAUGGACACGAGCAUGGCGAAUGGUUAUUAUCAGAAUCAGCGAAAUCCAUCGGGUGGAUAUCCACCUCCUAAUCAAUAUGGGAGGGGCCCAAUGCCAGGUCCUGACAGGAGACCUUAUCCUGGGCCUCCGCCGCAGCAUGGAGGCGCGCCACCAAGAUUUGACUCAAGAACGGCAACAAUGCAGAGUUCCUCUUCAGGCUAUGGUCCGCGGGCGCCUGCACAAAGAUAUUAUCAGGGCCCACCUCAGCAUCAAAGCCCCUCGGCCGCUAUGAGAGACGAUCCCUACAGGUCUCAAUCCCUCGCCAGUGUACCGAGACCAAACAUGUACCAGCAGAGUCCUUCGCAUAGUCAACAGCAAUCGCUGCACAGCUUCAGGGGAGCUCCUGUAAAUGCGCCCUCCGCUUCACGGACGACAGCGCAGGGCCGAGUUGUGCCGGAACGCCACGAUGAUCGCUCCAUGUCUAUGACUGGCUAUCCCCCGCCGGACCGAGAUGCACAUCAGACCAUGAGCGGCAGAGUCAUACCGAACCGAGCAAGAGCACCAUCAAACGAAACACCUACAAUGGAUGGCUACUCCAACUACAAUGGCUACGGGCCACCCCCGGGAACAGCUACACGAACAAUGAGCAUGGCUUCCUCGACUGUCGCAGGUGACCACAGCCGGACGAUGUCAAUGGCUAGUACCAUUACUUCGUCUGAUAUGCCUACGGACAUGAAGGAUCUCGCGCAUCGCCCCUCGAUAUCUUCCAGGUCUACUGGCGAAACUGACAGACCACCGACUGCCAAAGUCCGGACACCACUUGUCUAUCCUGCAUUGCUAUCUAGAGUGGCCGAGAAGUUUCAGCAGAAGAUAAUUACUGGAGAUAGGACAAAGAACGAGCUUACAUACAAGAAUGCCUUCAGUGGUUCUGAGGCCGUCGAUGUCUUAUCAUACAUCAUCCGCACCACAGACAGAAAUCUAGCCUUGCUACUUGGUCGUGCUCUAGAUGCGCAGAAGUUCUUUCACGAUGUCACCUACGAACACCGGUUACGAGACUCCUCGUCGGAAAUGUACCAGUUCCGAGAGACUUUGAUGGAUGAGCCAGAGGACAAGCCCCCAGUCAACGGUGUUUUCGUACUACUCUCCGAGUGUUAUUCGCCGACUUGUACAAGAGAUCAGCUAUGCUACUCGAUAGCUUGUCCAAGACGGUUGGAACAGGUCUCUCGACUCAACCUGAAGAUGCAGCCCGGCUUGAAGAGGGAGGACGACGCUGUCGCUAAUGAAGAUGAUAUCGACCAGACCGAUGAGCAGAAGCUCUGGAUUAACACUGUGCCGAAGGAGAUCGCCGAUAGUGUUGGUGACAGGGAGCAGAAGAGGCAAGAAGUCAUCUCUGAGAUCUGCUAUACCGAGAGAGACUUUGUCAAGGAUUUGGAGUACCUGAGAGACUUCUGGAUUCUGCCGCUCAAGUCAAAGAACUCGCCCAUUCCCGCUGCGAGGAGGGAGAAGGUUGUUCGGAAUAUCUUCACCAACAUCAUCGACCACCCAGCUCUCCACACCGUCAGCUCACGUUUCGCAAAGGCGAUAUCCGAGAGGCAACAGAAGAACCCUGUUGUACCCAACCUUGGUGACAUCUUUCUCGAAUACGUGCCUCAAUUCGAGCCUUUCAUCUUGUAUGGUUCAAAACAACUAGAAGCAAAGUUCGAGUUCGAGAACGAGCGUUCAAACAACACAUUCUUUUCCAAGUUCGUAGACGAGAUCGAGCGACGCAAAGAAUCACGAAAGCUGGAACUCAACGGUUACCUGACAAAACCUACGACCAGAUUGGCACGAUACCCGUUGCUGCUUGAGAACGUGCUCAAAUACACCGAGGACGGCAAUCCCGACAAGGAGGACAUUCCAAAGGUGCUUGUCAUGAUUCGCAGCCUGCUGAGCCGCGUCAAUGCCGAGUCUGGCAAGGCAGAAAAUCGUUUCAAUUUGCGACGUCUUCACGAUCAGCUGAAAUUUCGUCCCCAAGAUCGUGUGGAUCUCAGACUCACUGAAGAUGGUCGCGAGCUGGUAUUCAAGACAAACUUCAAGAAGACACCUAAUGAUCCGACUGAUAUUACGGCAUUCCUGUUUGACCAUGCAGUCCUGCUGGUGAGGAUCAAGCAAGUGGGCAAGACCGAGGAGGUCAAAGCCUACAGGAGACCAAUCCCGCUCGAAUUAUUAUCAAUUAGGGAGAUGGAUGAAGUCAUACCUCAGCACGGCAUGAAACGGUCGUCUUCAAGUUUGAUCCCUCUUCGGGCGGGCAACCAAGACAACAAGAAAACCGAGGGCUACCCAGUGACCUUUCGACACUUGGGCAAGAACUUUUACGAGCAAGUACUGUAUGCAGCGAAUCACACGCAACGCAAGAAGUGGCUCGAGUUCAUCGACACUGCCCAGCAACGGCUUAGAGCCCGAGCUGAUUUCUUCAACGUGAACGAAAUGUCUACUGGAUUCUUCGGACCGGGCAACCAGGUCAACACAGUAACUCCUUAUGAUGGUGGCCGCAAGCUGAUUUAUGGAACUGAUACCGGUAUCUAUGUAUCUGACCGCAAGAACAAGGAUGCAGCUCCCCGACGGGUAAUCGAAGUCCAAAGUGUCACUCAAGUCGAUGUUCUGGAGGAAUACGGCCUGCUCCUGAUUCUUUGCAACAAGACCUUGAUGUCAUUCUCCUUGCAGGCUCUGGAGCCCAACGAGCCAGCCAUGUCGAAACGUGGAAAGAAGAUUCAGAGUCACUGCACCUUUUUCAAGGCAGGCAUUUGUCUCGGCAGACACUUGGUCUGUUGCGUCAAGUCUACCGCCCUGUCGACCACGAUCAAGGUUUAUGAGCCUAAUGACGCCAUGAGCAAAGGCAAGAAACAAAAGGGCUUUGGCAAAAUGUUCAAUGCCGGCCAGGACGAGCUCAAGGCCUUCAAGGAAUUCUAUAUCCCCACAGAGUCUACGUCAGUUCACUUCCUAAAGAGCAAGUUGUGCGUUGCCUGUUCACGUGGCUUUGAAGUGGUAUCACUUGAGACGCUCGAAACCCAGAGUCUGCUUGACCAAGCAGAUACUUCCUUGGACUUUGUUGCGCGCAAGGAAGGUGUCAAGCCUAUCCACAUUGAGAGACUCAAUGGCGAGUUCCUGCUCAACUACACUGACUUCUCCUUCUUCGUUAAUCGCAAUGGUUGGAGAGCACGACCUGAGUGGCGCAUCGACUGGGAGGGUACACCGCAAACAUUUGCACUGAGCUACCCAUGGAUCUUGGCAUUCGAGCCGAAUUUCAUCGAGAUUAGAAACAUCGAAAAUGGAGCCGUGCAUAUUGUGCCACACCGAAACAUCAGGAUGCUUCACAGCAGUACGCACGAGAUUCUAUUUGCGUAUGAAGAUGAGAACAACCAAGAUGUUGUUGCGGCUAUCGAUUUCUGGAAGAAUAACCGGAAAUCGGAGAUGCCAACUCAGGAGAAGGGACAGGGUGUUCACUAG